Molecule: messenger RNA, 1318 nt
Organism: Salvia hispanica
Lineage: Eukaryota; Viridiplantae; Streptophyta; Magnoliopsida; Lamiales; Lamiaceae
Product: APO protein 4, mitochondrial-like
Molecular function (GO): RNA binding
Source: RefSeq, a predicted model, not a curated record
GGUUUUCUAUGAAUUACUGUAUUAGUAAGAAUUGAAUAGAAUUUGAGAGCGUAUGUCCAAUUCGUGAUUCUGGGAUUGAGAUGAGCUACGGCAAUCUUAAAGUAUGGCGACAUAAAGCCCUAAUUCUUGUAAAAGGGGUUAGAAAUUACAGCUCAAAUUCGCGUCUGAGCGUGAAUCUGGAGAAGCUGGGGCCUUUGAUAAUGAAGCGAAUCGCGCAAACCAAGAAUGAUCCCCUCAAACAGACGCUUCCGGUGGCGCGUGAAGUCCUCCGAGCACGAAACGCUCUUUACGACGGCGUAUCAAUCCUCAUUCGCCACAUUCCGGUCUGGACUUGCAAAUAUUGCCCGGAAGUUUAUAUAGGCGAAAGUGGUCACUUGAUCCGAACAUGUCAUGGCUACCGGCAUCGUACAAAUAAAAAGUUCCACGAAUGGGUAAAAGCAAGCAUAAACGAUGUUAUAGUCCCUGUAGAGGUUCUCCAUCUGCAGAAGAAGAUAUUCCCGGAUGUCAAUGAAAGAUUUGAUCAUCAAUGCAUUCCUGCAGUUGUGGAGCUUUGCCUGCAGGUUGGAGUGGAUGUCAACGACCCAAGUACUACUUCAUCUAGUCUGAUUACUCCACCAUUUCCACAUUAUGGUCAGACACUGAUAGCCCGACAAACCAUGAAUGCAUGGGAGGUGCUUCGGUCUGGAGUCCACAAGUUACUGUGUGCUCAUCCGGUGAGAGUGUGCAAAUUCUGUAAGGAAGUGCAGGUUGGGCCAUCGGGGCACAGAGCACGAGCAUGUGGGGUGUUGAAGGAUGAGAGUUCUCAUUGGUGGAAGAGGGCGUUUGUGGAGGACUUAGUCCCGUCUAAUGUGGUUUGGUCCAGACGCCGACAGGAUGCAGCUGUGCUCGUUGAUCAGGGUCGCAAGUAUUAUGGUCACGCCCCUGCUGUUGUGGAUCUGUGCAGUAAGGCUGGUGCAUUGGCCCCAUCUAAAUACUUCUGCAUGAUGAAAGUUGAUGGAUUCACUGCUCCCCCUAAAUCGUCUGUGUGAUCUUAUAUUCAACUACCGUGGCCGGCGACGAUAUGGUGGUUGAUUGAUUGGCGUGAUUUCAAACAGUUUGUUAGAACUUGGAAGAGAAGAAUUGAGAAGAAUGAGGGUUUUAGAGUAGAAAUUGGGAUUUUUUUUACCCCAAUGGUUGGUUUAUCCUAUAGUGAUUUUCUGCAAAACAUCAAGAGCAACAGUUUUUGUAUACAGUAUAUACCAGACUACCAGUAGUACCCUCUGUGUCAUUUCGAUCAUUAAUUAUUUUUAGGUGUAAUUUGAAACUUAUUAUUUUUUAA